This is a messenger RNA of Phalaenopsis equestris, 3972 nucleotides long. RefSeq names its product MATH domain-containing protein At5g43560-like. Gene Ontology annotation, molecular function: protein binding. The coding region runs from base 385 to 3753 and encodes 1122 amino acids. The record is from RefSeq and is a predicted model, not a curated record. The transcript has 13 exons. NCBI's taxonomy places the organism in Eukaryota, Viridiplantae, Streptophyta, Magnoliopsida, Asparagales, Orchidaceae.
UAUUAUUAUUAUUUAUUUUUUCUUCCAUCCAGCUCCUUCUCGAUUGGAUUCUAUAGGUGUUUAUGUUAGGCGUUUGGUACCCGUAAGCUGAUUCCCGAUACCCGUGGUUGCUUUAUUUGUUUUGGAUGCCUUGAAUUUGUUUUUUUCCUUGAGUGUGACUUGGUGUUGCCUUCUUACUGGGUAGCUGAUGUUUUGGAUUAGAUUUCGGGGGGCUAUUUUAGGGCGUAUUUGAGUUUUGUUGAUACUUGAAGCACUGGGUGGAAUUCAGCUCCUUUGGCUGCAAUUUUUGGGCUUUUACCAUAGACAUUAUUGAGAUUUGACACUCUUGUGAAGAAGAGAGAAGAUAAUUGCUUAGGUUAGUGCGGUAAAGUUGAGAUUGUGUUGAUGUCUGGGAUCUCUACUGAAGAGUACGGGGCAGGAGGAAGUUCAUCACCAACUGAGGGCAUGUCAGCUGGUCAACGGUGUCAGUCUAUUGACUCACUUGCGGAAUGGCGUUCUAGUGAGCAGGUGGAAAAUGGAAUACCUUCCACUUCACCUCCUUUCUGGGACACUGAUGAUGACGAUGAAUGUGGGCCUAAACCAUCUGAGCUUUUUGGGAAAUUUACUUGGAAGAUCGACAACUUUCGACAGUUGAACAAACGAGAAUUACGAAGCAUGGUCUUUGAAGUUGGUGGUUACAAAUGGUAUAUUCUGAUAUAUCCCCAGGGUUGUGAUGUCUGCAAUCACCUCUCCUUAUUUCUAUGUGUUGCUAAUCAUGACAAACUUCUUCCUGGAUGGAGUCAUUUUGCACAGUUCACAAUAGCUGUAGUAAACAAAGAUCCAAAGAAAUCAAAGUUCUCUGAUACGUUGCACCGCUUUUGGAAGAAAGAACAUGAUUGGGGUUGGAAAAAGUUUAUGGAGAUCAAUAAGGUUUAUGAUGGAUUUGUAAAUGAUGAUACGCUAUUGAUUAAAGCUCAAGUUCAAGUAAUUAGGGAGAAAGCAAAUCGUCCCUUCCGUUGCCUCGACUGCCAAUAUAGGAGAGAACUUGUUCGAGUGUAUUUAUCAAAUGUUGAGCAGAUUUGUCGACGUUUUAUUGAAGACAGAAAAAAUAAACUUGGGAAGUUGAUUGAGGAUAAAAUGAGAUGGUCAAGUUUUUGUGCCUUUUGGACAGGAAUUGACCAAGCUUCACGGCGGCGGAUGUCAAAGGACAAGUCAGAUACCAUAUUAAGAGUAGUUGUCAAACACUUUUUUGUGGAGAAAGAAGUAACUUCUACCUUAGUUAUGGAUUCACUUCACAGUGGUUUAAAGGCUCUUGAACACCAAAGCAAGAACAAGAAAGGGAAACUGAAAGUAGAGACGGAGGGUUUAUCUGAUCCAAUGGUUCAAGUUGAGAAAGAUAUGUUUGUUCUUGAUGAUGAUGUUGUACUAUUACUCGAAAGAGUUGUAUCAGAGCCCCUCCCCACAACUUCUUUGCCUCCUAAGGAGGACAAGGUUUCACUGAACCGUGCAAAAGAUGGGGGUUGUUGUGAAGAGUUCAAUAAAGAGUCUAUUGAACGUGAUGAAAGACAUCUUACAGAUUUGGGUCAAAGGACUAUAGAAAUCUUUGUUGUUGCUCAUAUUUUCAGUAGAAUUGAAGUUGCCUACCAAGAGGCUGUUGCUUUGCAGAGACAAGAGGAGCUGAUUCGCGAGGAGGAAGCAGCCGGGCAAGCUGAACAUGAGCUCAAGGCGAAGCGUGCUGCUGCUGAUAAGGAAAAACGCGCAAAGAAAAAGCAGACUAAACAGAAGCAGAAUAAUCGUAAAAGUAAGGAUCAACAGAGGGACUUAAAAUCUGCUCUAACAUUAAAUGAAAGACAACCAAAAAACUCUGCAGAUGAAAAAUUUUCUUGUGAAUUGACUUCUAAUCCGGAACACUUUAUGAGUGAGAAGAUGGACACCCAUGAAGAUGCUUCUGAUGUUUCUUAUGCUGGGGAAGAUGUUGUGGACCCCCUUCAUUCUGAUUUAGAUGAUAGAGAUGUUAGUCUUGUGAAUGGGGACACUGAUGCAUCAGAAAGAAAUCCUUACAUGGAAGUCAGAUCAAGUAGAAAUUCAAACAAGCAGCCAGAAAAGAGAAUUCCUAUCAUUGAUGAUAGUUCGUCAACCUGUUCGACUGAUUCAGUUCCUUCUGUUGUGUCAAAUGACCCUCACAAAGGAUUUUCUGGCCAUAGCAACAGAAGCCAUACUUCACCUAAUCGGGGAAAGAAUCAGCUUGGCAAAGCCUUGCUAAGCCAAGAAUCUAUUGCUGGCCAUUUUGGUGGCAUGGAGGCAGAUGCUGCUCAUUUGAAGCCUUCAAUGCUUUACGCUGAUAAGCAUCUGAUUGAAAAGCGCGAAGAAGCAGCAACAAUACAAAAGCAAGUAGUCGUUAAAAGUCAAGAAGAUGCGAAGAGCUCAUCAUCUUCAACAGUAGAACUAUCUUCUUCUUCGUCGCGCUCCGGGAGGAAGACAAAGCCGCCUUUGCAGCAGCCAAAGAAAUCACCGGAAAGUGGCACAACUCCAUCAGAUCCUUCUGCAACCAGUCUCAAUCUUACUCCAAGGCCUGCCGCGGCAGCAGCAAAAUCACUGCAUUCCAUUAGUUCGAAACCUGAAGCCCAAAAAAUGGUCUCCAUUCACAUAGCAAAGGGCGCCUCGUUACAGCCUUCCAAUCCAAUCUCAAGACCUUCAAGCACUCCUCUAAUCCCAGGUGCAUCAAGGCCAACCAGGCCUACUUUUUCUAAACUGCAAAAGCUUCCACUACUCUCCAGGUCUGUCAGUGCCGCAGGUCGACUUGGAAUUGAUCUGUAUCCAUCGACUCCAAGUCGUCUUCCUCAGUCAUACCGCAACGCCAUCAUCGGAAAGACCUCAAUGGAAUCUACUGAAUCUGGGCUGUCUCACUCUGCUUCCGUUUCCAUGAGCGAAGCGCCCAGCUCAUCUUCUAGCCAACCAUCUUCUUCCUUUUCAUCUGCAUCUAUGCUCCUUCAGAAGCCAGGCCCGCCGAGAGAACAUCAAACAAACUGCCCACCUACUUUUACCUUUGGAUCCGUUAAGCCGGAUGCAUCACCAAACCACCAUGAACGGAUAGACAAUGGUUUGCCACAAGCAGCCGCUAGCACCGCCACCACCAACACCACUACCACAACCAUUCCAAUCAUCUUAAGUGAUCUCUAUGAAUUGAACCCCAUGAAUGGCUUCGAAAGGCUCGAAAUUUCUGACGACCGACUACCCGAAAAGCCAUUGCUUUCUACUCCCUUAGUUCUGCCACCUGGCGGUGCCACGGUAGAUGAGUUUCCCCACAUUGAUAUCAUCAAUGACCUGCUCGAGGAGGAGCAGAGCAGCAUCAAUUUAUACUACCCACACCAUCACCUCCAACAGUCGUUGGGUCGCCACUAUACCUUCCCCGGCGAUAUUGCUUCUUCUGAUCUUCACUUCUUAAUUAAUAACUCAGCCCGAUACGAACAAACUGAGCAAUAUAUUGAUGAUGGCUUUCAGAACAUCUACAGCAGCCCCUCUGUAAGUCCUCUCCACCGGCUGAGAGACGGGCAGUUCCCUGCGAUGGAUCUUUCGCCGUCGCCGCCGGCUUCUUAUGCCGUUGGUGUUGGCCCGGCGGAUGGUAUGGUUCAGCUCCAUUGGCCGUAUGGCCGAGCGGAUCUUUCGACGGCAAGCCUGGGAAGUGCAGGCCCUGAUGGUUAUUCUUACCAACAAUUCUCUGACUAUUCUAAUUUAGGGAGAGGAGCAAAUAGAUUUGGAAUGUAUCGGCCUUAAUCACAAUUAAAGGAUGAUUUGUCGGUUGUUUAAUCUCUAAUAAUGUUUUUAAUGGAGGUGAUCGACGCAUCUUAGGAGAUUCUUUUGAGAGCUCCAAUCUUUCUCUACCGUUUGAAGCAUUUUUCUGAUUAGCGUUAAUGACAGUUGUGGUUUAUUUAGGUGCUGCAGAAGCAAAUGGCUUGAGCUUUAUGGUGCUGUGGAAUCCAUUUUCUUAUUCAC